AUGGGCAAAAAGAACAAGAAAUCAGCCGAGCACAAGGAGCGUGUAGCGGCAAAACAAUCCAAGAAAGCAGACAAGAAAGAAAAGAAGCACAAGUCCAAGGGCAAAGAUGCAGACAGUGACGCUGAAGACGCUGAUCUAGACGCUAUUCUCGCUCAAUACGCAGAGGAACAGGCCAGGUUUCUGAAGGUCACAGAGGUCGUCUCAGGGCCUCCAUCCCCUCGAUCGUCUGCCACUGUGCUUGCUUCUCCGUCUAAUAGGAAUGAGCUACUCAUUUUUGGUGGGGAGUACUUCGAUGGUACACUGGCAACGUUCUAUAAUAAUCUGUUCGUCUAUCUCAUUGACAGAGGGGAAUGGCGCGAGGUUACCAGUCCGAAUAGCCCGCUGCCGAGGAGCGGGCAUGCUUGGUGCCGUGGAGGUAAUACUGGGGGGAUAUAUCUCUUUGGCGGCGAGUUUUCUUCGCCGAAGCAAGGGACUUUCUACCACUAUAACGAUUUCUGGCACCUUGAUCCAUCGACAAGAGAGUGGUCGCGUAUUGAGACCAAAGGGAAAGGGCCUCCUGCCAGGAGCGGGCACAGAAUGACUUAUUUCAAGAACUACAUCAUCCUCUUUGGUGGCUUCCAAGACACAUCACAGCAAACAAAAUACCUCCAAGACCUUUGGAUCUAUGACUGCUCAAAAUACACAUGGUACAACCCCGUCUUAUCGACCGCUUCACAAAAGCCCGACCCGCGGUCCUCGUCCUCGUUCCUCCCUCACGAGUCCGGAGCAGUACUGUACGGCGGAUACUCCCGCGUCAAGGUGACCGCAGGGGCCGGCGGCAAGUCUGCCAAAGGCGGCCCGCAGCGCAUGACAAUGAAGCCCAUGGUUCAUCAAGAUACAUGGUUCCUUCGGAUCACACCGCCAGCACCUGAAGCGCCCCCAUCGACGCCACCAACAGUCCGCUGGGAGCGCCGCAAGAAGCCCGCAAACUCGCCUAACCCGGCUAGGGCUGGUGCGACGAUGGCGUACCACAAGGGCCGCGGGAUUAUGUUUGGUGGUGUCCACGACGUGGAGCUGAGUGAGGAGGGUAUUGAAAGUGAAUUUUUCAACACAUUGUUCGCAUGGAAUACGGACAGAAACCGUUUUUUCCCUCUCACCCUGCGACGUCCCAAGAACACGGGUAAAAGCCAGCAAGGAAAUCAGGCAGCUAAAUCUCGGAACAGGGGGAAAGCUACUGAAGAGGAGCUAUUGCAAAAUCUGAAGGCGCUGGAGGCUAAGAAAGGGAUACGCGUUGACGAAAACGACGACGAUAAUGAGUUCCUACCUAAAGAGGACGAAGAACCCGUGCAGCCGGAAAAGCCGGCUAUUGUCCGCUUCGAGAUGCCCCAUAUGCGUUUCAACGCGCAGCUCGCAGUGCAGGAAGACACGCUUUUCAUCUUCGGCGGGACAUACGAGAAGGGAGACCGCGAGUUCACGUUCAACGACAUGUACUCAAUUGAUCUGGGCAAGAUGGACGGAGUCAAGGAGAUCUUCUACAACGAGCCGGGUAAUUGGCAUCUGCUCAACGAGGCGGACAGCGAUGAAGAGAUGGAUGAAGAUGAUGAAGAGGGAGAGGAGGAAGAAGAGGCGGAAGAAGAGGACGCGAUGUCUCUUGAUACUGCCUCGGCUGCACCCACUGAGACCACCGAUGUAACCGUGCCUUCCGUAACCCGAGACCUGGAGCAGCUCGAUAUUGAAGAGCAAGACGCCGAGCCGUCAAUUCAGGAUAGCAGACCGCUGCCGCGCCCGUUUGAGACUUUACGUGAAUUCUUUAGCCGCACGAGUGAGGAGUGGCAGCAGAUCUUGCUUGAGACGUUGAAUGAGAGGGGAGUGGCAGUGGAGAAGAAUAUAAAGGAACUCCGCAAGGAUGCGUUUAAUUUGGCGGAGGAGAAGUGGUGGGAUAGUAGGGAGGAGAUUAUGGCGCUGGAAGAUGAGCAGGAGGCGGCUGGGAUUGGGGAGGUUAUCAGUAUUGCCGACAGGGCUGAGAAUGCUGGUGGUGCUGGGCGGCGGAGGUGA
Aspergillus nidulans FGSC A4 is the source of this 2034-nucleotide messenger RNA. Its product is annotated as putative Kelch repeats protein. The transcript is spliced from 2 exons. The coding region runs from base 1 to 2034 and encodes 677 amino acids. Lineage: Eukaryota; Fungi; Ascomycota; Eurotiomycetes; Eurotiales; Aspergillaceae. The record is from RefSeq and is a predicted model, not a curated record.